UACAACUGCUAUCUAGUUAGCUCAUGCGCAUCAAAAUCUGUGCCACUGGAUAAAAAAAAAGGCUGUGAUGAUAAUAUCAAGAAUUUUAUCAUCUUCAAAUCCUAUCAGCAGAGCCAGUUCCACAACAAUGGCAACUCAAGUUUGUUCAUCAUCAACCUUUGUUGUUCAACAUCAUAAUAGCUUGAAAAGAAGCCCCUUUUCUUCAUUUCCUGUCAAACCACUUGUGGGUGCAAGAGCUUUCUCUUCAAAAAUCUCCAAUUCAGCUGCAAAAGAUGAAUCUCUACCCUGUAUCGGUUUUCUGGGUCUUGGAAUUAUGGGUUCUCCAAUGACGCAAAAUCUUUUACAAGCUGGAUGCGACGUGACUGUUUGGAAUAGAACUAAAAGCAAGUGCGACUCUCUUAUAAAUUUGGGAGCAAAAUAUCAAACAACCCCUGAGGAAGUUGCCUCAACUUGUGAUGUCACAUUCGCCAUGCUUGCUGAUCCUGAAAGUGCGUAUGAUGUUGCAUGUGGAAAAUAUGGAGCUGUAAAUGGAAUGACCCAAGGGAAAGGGUAUGUCGAUGUUUCUACUGUUGAUGGUGUUACUUCUAAACUUAUUAACGACCAAAUCAGAGCCACCGGAGCAUUAUUUUUAGAGGCUCCAGUUUCAGGCUCGAAAAAGCCUGCUGAGGAUGGUCAGCUAAUAUUUCUAACUGCAGGAGAUAAAGCUUUAUACGACAUUGCUGCUCCGUUCUUAGAUAUCAUGGGGAAGUCAAGGUUUUACCUUGGAGAUGUUGGAAACGGUGCAGCAAUGAAACUUGUUGUUAACAUGAUCAUGGGAAGUAUGAUGGCAUCAUUUUCCGAAGGAUUGCUUCUUAGUGAAAAAGUAGGGCUGGACCCAAAUGUUCUGGUUGAGGUAGUGUCCCAAGGUGCUAUAAGUGCACCAAUGUUUUCAAUGAAAGGUCCUUCGAUGAUCAAAUCUGUUUAUCCAACGGCGUUUCCUUUGAAGCAUCAGCAAAAGGACAUGAGGCUUGCUUUAGGGUUAGCUGAAUCCGUAUCUCAACCUACUCCAAUUGCAGCUGCUGCUAAUGAACUGUACAAAGUAGCAAAAUCUCAUGGUCUUAGUGAUCAAGAUUUUUCGGCAGUAAUGGAAGCAUUGAAACCAAGGUUGCAAACAACAAAAGAGUAAAAUCACUUCAGAUGGUAAUUCAUCUCGAUCGCCUUUCUAUAACAAAAUUUUUCUAGUCAGUGUUACAUUGUUAUGGAUUUUUUUUUGAUGUCUAUAGGGAUUCCUUGAAUUCAAUGCAUAUAACCGAGCUUUCACAAAAAUAGAAAAAGAAGCACAUAUUGCUGUAUGUCUUGUAACUAAAACAUCAAUUUAACGAAUUGGAUGUACUUUCGCGUUUUUUUUCUUCUGUGUAUUGGUUGUUCGAUAAAAUUGGUUUUGAAAUUUCAUAUUUCCUUCUCCUUA
Molecule: messenger RNA, 1447 nt
Organism: Papaver somniferum (opium poppy)
Lineage: Eukaryota; Viridiplantae; Streptophyta; Magnoliopsida; Ranunculales; Papaveraceae
Product: glyoxylate/succinic semialdehyde reductase 2, chloroplastic-like
Exons: 12
Coding region: 68-1165 (365 amino acids)
Cellular component (GO): chloroplast
Molecular function (GO): NADP binding; glyoxylate reductase (NADPH) activity; NAD binding
Source: RefSeq, a predicted model, not a curated record